Molecule: messenger RNA, 2034 nt
Organism: Gambusia affinis (western mosquitofish)
Lineage: Eukaryota; Metazoa; Chordata; Actinopteri; Cyprinodontiformes; Poeciliidae
Product: extracellular matrix protein 1-like
Exons: 11
Coding region: 205-1647 (480 amino acids)
Biological process (GO): regulation of bone mineralization; signal transduction
Cellular component (GO): extracellular region
Source: RefSeq, a predicted model, not a curated record
GCUACCGUGAAAACGUGUGUCGGGUUGCAGAAGGGUUGAGCUCUCAGACUGACGGACAGACAGACAGACAGACAGCGCAGCAUCUUCUGUCGGACCAAUUAACGGACCGGGCUGUUUCCUGGGCGGCCUCUGACCUGCCAUAAUAACUGGGUCAGGAUAUUCCUCUCCGUACAGCAGGAGACUUGAAGCGGGACGGACACGAUCAUGGGCUCCUCCUGGGCGUUAGUUUUUGCCGCCGCGUCGCUCUUGGUGUUGCUGAGCUCAGCCUGCAAAGAUGCUGAAACUUGUCUUCAGCGUGAGGUCACAAUAUCCCCUGACUUCCCCAGUCAAGUUCUGGAGGAACCAGAUUCAUUCAUGCUGCAGAGGGAAGUAGAUUUGUCAGAGCUUCUAAAUAUUGGCGUGGAGAGAACAGAUGGUAAACCAAGACCAAGAGGUCGACCUAGUUUUCGGCCCCGUUCUUUCCCUCCUGCGCAAGGUUAUACUGUCCAGUUUCCCCUCGGCCGACCGACACCUGACAACAUCCAGGCCAUCUGUGUUCACGCCGACCAUCGGCCUCGCUACCCAGACUCUUACUUUCCUCCUUCUGGUUUUAGCAAACAAAAGCGCAUGGCCACAGCUGUCAAUAAUGCGGAGUCGUGGUUCCGCACAUGCUGCAAAGGGAACCAGACAUGGGGGACUGUCGGGACGCUGUGUUGUGCAACACAAGCGUGGGAGCAUUCAGUUGAGCUGUUCUGUGAGGACGAUUCAUCUGUGAAAGAUCGGCUCUAUGAAUGCUGCAGGCAGAGAGGAAUGAGCAGACUGAGCUGUUUCAAUGAUGACGCUCAAAAUCCCAACUACAAGCCAUCAGAGGAGUUACCUGUGAGGGAGGUUGGCUCUUCACAAAACUUCCACUUCAACCUAAACAACUGCCCCAGGAUUCAAAUGAGUGAACCUAAUAUAAGAGCCCUACGUGGAGAAAUGGCAGAACUCAACACACCUACUUCCCAAAAAAUUGACAUCAACUUUCCUCCUGGAAGGCCUACAACAGAGAACAUUGAGUCACUGUGUGGCAACCAGAAACGCCGGCCUCUCUACACAACCAAGUGUCUGCCGCGCUCAGGCUACGAGCUGCUGGCCCAUCAGGUGAAGACCAUGAACCGCCUGGAAAAGAGAUUCAAGAUGUGCUGCAGAAAGAAGAAUGGAGCGCUCAACUGUGCCGAACAGAAGUGGCGUGAGGAGCUUAAUAGGUACUGCUCGGUUAGGAAUGGUGGACAGGAGUGUUGUCAGGCAGAUGAUCAGUACAGUUGUUUCCAGUCAAUUUCUUCAGAUCCACUUUAUAACACGACAUCUGCUGCCGAGGAACCCACACUGAACAAGAUGUGUCACACCCAGAUUAUCAACAACAGAUUUCCUGUCGGUUUUCAACUGAAGACUCGAUGCUGCCCCCUGCCGGAGCAAGACAGAAGCAGUUGUUUUGAGCUAAAUCUUGCAGAAAUAUCCCAGAGUCUGUGUUCAUCAAACAAGUCUGGCUCUCCUGCUGUUCGCCGCUGCUGCAAGACGACUUCGCGUGAAGAGAUUCCACAGUGCCUCAGCAAAAAUGUCAUGAAAGCCAUCACCAAAGUGACUAAGAAGGGCCAAAAGAAGAAGAAGAUAUGCCCCAUCCCUUAAAUGCAUUCAACACUGGCAGGGAAGUACCCAUUUCUGGAAAUUGUAAGCUUGCUCCAGAGGUGGUUUACAGUCACUGAGCACAAACAAAUACUGAAGGGAUAUUAAAAAUGUAGAUCACUUUGUUGCUACAUCUACUGCUGGUGUAAAAUUAUCAUCACAUGAAAAGCUUUGCUACAAGAACAAAUAAAACUGAAUGAUUUUUAAUACAUAGUUUCUAAUCAGACUCUCGUCUCUGUUGCUGAAACACUGAUUACUCUUUGUUGCUGCUCUAUGCAUAUUUGAAUUUAUUCAACUUAGAUGUUUUGGUGAAACCUUAAAAAGAUGUUACAAACUGAAUUUUAUGUGGAUUUUUAUCUGACAGUUUAAUAAAAACACAUUUGAAUCUUA